GUCGCCUUCGUCCCCGGAAGAUCUCUGCGUCCUCGAGCCAGCCAUUGUUUGCCACUUGUCCGGGCACCAAAUAAAGUUUUUCGUUCAAAAGCACUUUUUUUUUUUUUUUAAGCUGCAGCACGCGCUUUCUCAGCUCCUCCUUCGCUCUUCCUGCCCUCGGCGAAACCCGAGCGUUGGGGCCGGUAACGCCCGACGGGAUGGCUGAUGCUCCGGCGUCUCUCUCGGGACAGGACGUGGGGUUCGUCUCGCUUUUCUCCUGCCCACUUUUGCGGCGAGCCAGGCCUAGCCGGGAACGUGUGGGUAACGAGCGGAGGAUCAUUUGCAUAUCUUACAAUUAAAGACAGAAUACCACUGAUUUUAACUAAGGCUAUUGAUACAUUGCAUCGACACAAAAGUGAGUUUUUUGAGAAACAUGGAGAGGAAGGCAUAGAAGCUGAAAAGAAAGCUAUUUCUCUUCUUUCUAAGUUACGAAAUGAAUUGCAAACAGAUAAACCAAUCAUCCCUUUGGUUGAGAACUAUGUUGAUACGGACAUAUGGAAUCAGUACCUAGAAUAUCAACAGAGUCUUUUAAGGGAAAGUGAUAGGACACCAAGUUGGUUCUACUCACCGUGGUUGUAUGUAGAAUGCUACAUGUAUCGUAGAAUUCAUGAAGCAAUUAUCCAGAGUCCACCAAUCAAUGACUUUGAUGUAUUCAAAGAAUCCAAAGACCAAAAUUUCUUUGAGUCACAGGAACCUGGCAUUACUUUAUGUACUCACUUGCAAAAGUUCAGGAGUACUAUUGAAGACCUAGAUGCAAAUCAGCUGAAAACUGAGUUUUUUCAUCUUCUGCAGAUUUCACUCUGGGGAAAUAAGUGCGAUUUAUCUCUAUCAGGUGGAGAAARUAGUUCUCAGAAGACUAACCUAAUAAAUUCUUUGGAAGAUCUAGAACCUUUUAUUUUAGUGAAUGAUAUGGAACAUCUUUGGUCAUUGCUUAGUAAAUGCAAGGAAACAAGAGAARAAGUGCCCAUAGUUAGAGUGGAUAUUGUUCUGGAUAAUUCUGGGUUUGAACUUCUUACAGAUUUAGUAUUAGCUGACUUUUUGUUAUCCACUAACCUGGCUUCUGAGAUUCAUUUUUAUGGAAAAUGUAUUCCAUGGUUUGUUUCUGAUACUACUAUACGUGACUUUAAUUGGCUUAUUGAACAAGUAAAACAUUAUGAUCAUAAGUGGGUAUCCAAGUGUGGGGUUGACUGGGAAAACUAUAUUAAAAUGGGUAGAUGGGUUUACCAUGAUCAUAUGUUUUGGACUUUGCCUCACGAAUAUUCGGCUAUGUCCCAGGUUGCCCCUGAUUUGUAUGCUGAACUACAAAAGGCAUGUUUAAUUUUAUUCAAGGGUGAUUUGAAUUAUAGGAAGUUGACAGGUGAUAGAAAAUGGGCGUUUACUGUUCCCUUCCAUCAGGCUCUGAGUGGCUUCCAUCCUGCCCCUCUCUGCAGCCUGAGAACAUUAAAAGCUGAAAUUCAGGUUGGUCUGCAGCCUGGGCAAGGUGAACAGCUCGCAGCUUCKGAUCCCAACUGGCUGAUCACUGGGAAGUACGGAGUGAUUCAGUUUGAUGGUCCACUCUGACMCAGCCUAGAACUCCCAGGCAAGUAGGAGGAUCUGAGAAGCACCUUUUCAUCUCCAGAAAAGCAGUGUGUGAAUCUAGUCCCUUGGCUGCUCUGCAUCUGCUCUGGGAUGCUUGCUCGGCCUUCUUGUCACCUUACUCUCCGGAUGAAUUUUCCUUGGAACCUUGCACCGCACUACAGUAUUUUGGGAAUAUAUGUUUUUACAUARAUUACACUUAUAUUUACAAACAUAUACACUUUUGUUGGAAUUUCAGUAACUAUUUCAAGUUUUUUUUUAAUUGGGUAGAAAGCAAGGUAUAAGUGAAUUCUGCCUUUUAAGUUAAAUAUUUUUUCUUAAAACGGUAUGCUGCAUGGUGUUUAAUAACCUAGGCAACAUGGAAUUUUAUUUAAUUUUGGGCUCUUGAAGUAAUGGCUUUGUGAAAAUAUUCAUUUGAA
Messenger RNA from Urocitellus parryii (Arctic ground squirrel), 2033 nucleotides. RefSeq names its product damage control phosphatase 1 (gene Dcph1). Gene Ontology annotation, biological process: DNA damage response. NCBI's taxonomy places the organism in Eukaryota, Metazoa, Chordata, Mammalia, Rodentia, Sciuridae. Gene Ontology annotation, cellular component: nucleus. Gene Ontology annotation, molecular function: phosphatase activity. The record is from RefSeq and is a predicted model, not a curated record.